This is a messenger RNA of Kockovaella imperatae, 2156 nucleotides long. RefSeq lists its product as hypothetical. The transcript has 3 exons. The record is from RefSeq and is a predicted model, not a curated record. The coding region runs from base 105 to 2036 and encodes 643 amino acids. Lineage: Eukaryota; Fungi; Basidiomycota; Tremellomycetes; Tremellales; Cuniculitremaceae.
AAAUGAGAAUAUUAACGCACAUAACGCCCCUGCCAUAACAUACCUUACUGCUGUAUCUUCUUCGAGGCAAGCUCGGCAGCCCAUUGAGGACUCUAGGGUGUUCAAUGCCCAAGUCAGAUACAGAUUGGACAGACAAUUUGUUGAAAGCUCGCUCGGCCAUCAACUCGCUGAUCGACUCCAUCCACUCAUUUCCUCACGCUGCAUUCCUAUUCAGAGCACCUAUCAUCGAUCAAAAUGCCAAGGGUGCAUGGUCACAAGAUGAGGUCCUCGGACUCAGACGCUUUAUUCAGAGCGUAGAAGACCAGGCGGUAUCCUUGGACCAGCUCGCUCGAGAACAGAUUCCGGUCUCUGACGAUCCACUGCCCAAUGUCUUGACGCAGGUGGCUAUGUGGAAACAGGUCUUACUGUCUCGUCCUCCUCUUGCUGGUAUCCGGAUACCCCUAUCACCUGGCAAAUUAUCCUCGACUCGAGCCUCUGUCAAGAAUGAAGACGUCAAGGGCAAAGGCAAGAGCAAGGAAGGGUUCGUCGAUAUAAUCGCUAGGGGAGGCAAAGAAUGGAUCAAGUUCUACUCAAAGAAGGAGUCACAGCUCCUCGCAGAGUUCCGAGAAUACGAUUCUUAUAUCAACUCUGAUUUCGAGGACAGUGAUUCCGAUAGUGGACCGUCCAGUUCAACAUCGGCACAUGGAUCUCAAGCAAGGGCUGAUCUUCCCACCAAUUCCUUGACUGCACUGGCGGAGAGUCUUCUCGAAUUGGCGCAGAACACAGACAGAACACCCGGCGCGCCGAUACCGAAGUUGACUAUACGAGUGUCGAGAAUUUCAGACGACCCACGGCAUCAUCACGACGAACGCAUCUCUCGAGUAUUUGAGGAUCUAUACGAUAGGGGGAUCAAUCUCGUCUUUGGGGAUCUAUCGGAUCGAACUCUUGAAGAGGUGCAUAACUUUGCACUGAAAGGCUACCGUGACCGCCUUGUGGCUGAAGAGAACAUGAAACCCUCUCUACGGAUCAAUUUGGAUCCAACGUCGCUUAUGGGUCUUUGCAGUGAUUUGUUACAUCACCCUUUGCCUGCCGACAAAAGCGAGGCGAAGAAAAGGUUUUACCGACCUGCUCAUGCCUUGCAAGCCAACGGAAGAGGUCGGGACCAGCUUGAAGCAUCUCCCAACCAAGAUCGAGACCUUGAUGACGAUUGGACAACAGACGAGAUGCAGAGUCAGAACAGCCGAGAACUGGUCCGGAAUGUGCUGGAAGAGAUGGACUCGUCCCUCAUUGAAGAGCUCCGGGAUGGCCUUCGAGCCGCGGCAGAUGAGUAUGCGACAAGGACGGGUCGACCUGCCAAGAUCGAGUUUUGGGCCACUCCAGAGGCUAUCACAUAUGCACAGGAGGCCCUGGGUAGUGAGAAGCUCGUCGGAGAAGGUAUGGAACAAAGACGGUUGAGGCGUCUUCUUGGGCAGGAGGACGGAGACUUUUUCCAAGGAUCCAGGUAUGAGAGGAAGGAGGGCGUACUCCAUGGGAUGCGGGUCCGAACGAUAGGUCGUGACAUGCCGACCACCGAUCCGCCUAGAUCUACACGAUCGCCCUCUGAAGCACAAUCGUCGUCCUUUCAUCGUUCCUUGCAUUGCGCUGCAUCGAUGUUUUUGGCCGACUACGAUAGCUACAAAUCCACAGGUGACCCUGCGCGACUACCGAACUUUCUCAAACCCAAUCGUUUACCUGUGCCGAAGGUCGCGAGCCUUUCCGUGCCCUUUCCUAUCGUGUCUCUGAUCUCAUUGGCACAAGGUGCCAAGGAGGGCAUGACGACAUUGAUGAUGGGUAAUAUCGUCCUUCGAGAUGUCUUCUUCCAGAAUCGUUGGCGAAUUAGGGGAUGGGUUCAAGGAGACUACGAGACUUUGAGACCGACACCAACGGACGAUCAAGAUUCAUCCGCGGGCGAAAAGGCGGAAGAUGUCGCUGCGGUGUGGAUGAUGCCAUAUCGUAGUCUUGGAGAGGGUAAAAGGGUCAGAUUCGCCCGAGGUGAUUAUUCAUAUCCCAACAAGUGAUCGACUUGCAUGUACAUGCAUGACUUCCAACCCAAGAAAGCACUAUACAACUCAUCUUCCGCGUAAACGCCAAAUCUCUCUGUUCAGGCUACUCAUCAAAUUCGCUCAUCGCUAGCGGAU